This is a messenger RNA of Thecamonas trahens ATCC 50062, 1374 nucleotides long. RefSeq lists its product as uncharacterized. The coding region runs from base 1 to 1374 and encodes 457 amino acids. The transcript has a single exon. NCBI's taxonomy places the organism in Eukaryota, Apusomonadida, Apusomonadidae. Gene Ontology annotation, biological process: protein secretion. The record is from RefSeq and is a predicted model, not a curated record. Gene Ontology annotation, cellular component: endoplasmic reticulum membrane. Gene Ontology annotation, molecular function: guanyl-nucleotide exchange factor activity; GTPase activator activity; protein binding.
AUGUCUGUAGCCGACCUCGGCGUCCCGCUCUAUGCCGUCGUCCGCACGACCGGCAACAUGGUGUUUGCUGCCGGAGGCGGCGGCGGGUCGGCGACGGGCGUGCCCAACACCAUUGCCGCCUGCUCGCUCUCAUCAUCCGGCCGCAUUUCGCUUGACUCGCUGACCUCGACACACCCGCAUGCUGUCAUGACCCUCGCUGCCGCACCGACAGCUGGCGUCCUCCUUGCCGCCGAGGAGGAGGCCAUCGGCGUCUACGACAUCGCCCACCUUCUGCCCAAGGGCACCCUGGCUGGCGCACCCGCAAGAGCCGCUGCUGCUCCCGCAGCAGCCGCACCCGCGGCCUCCUCGCCGUCGACAUCAAAGGCAUCGUCGGCGUCGGCGUCGACAUCAACAGAGCCUGCGACGGCUGCGUCGGGCGCAUCAGACGAGUCUGAUGCGCCCAAGAAUGCGUCCGAUGGUGACGACGCUGCACCCGGCACUGCCCUCGGCCUCACAAAGAUUGCCGAGUGGAAGGCUGACCUGAGCAAGGACGAGCCGCGAGUUCGCAAGGUUGUUGUUGCUGAUGCUGCCCGGCUGGUGGCCACAACCGGCUCCGAGGGCCGCAUCCGGGUGUGGAAGCUGGAGCACCCUGAGUACACGCGGGUCCACACCCUUACUGGCCACACCGGCGUUGUCCGUGACCUCGCCUUCAACAUGUACGCCUCGCGCAUCGCAUCAGUCUCGCAGCAGGACGGAACGCUCAAGAUCUGGAACGUCUCGAUGGGCUCGCUCAUCCGCUCGGUCGCGGUCGAAACCGUCGCCGCCGCCAUCGAAGGCGCCCUCGACUCGGGCCCCAUGUCCGCCGUCCGCUCGGCUGUUGGCGGCUCGCCCGGUCGCGCCAAGGCGGGCUCCAAAUCACGCCUCUCGUUCCGCACCGUCUUCUACAACCGCUCCUCAAACCGCCAGUGCCUCAUCCUCGGCCUCACCGGCAAGAUUGCCGGUGCCUCGGAGCCGUCGUCGCACGUCGCUGUCAUCGAUGCAGAGACCGGCGCCGUCGUCACCACCCUCAAGGUUGCCGAUGAGCCCAUGACCGCCAUGGCCUACGCCGACGAUGGCUCGCUGCUCGGCAUCGCCACCGGCGAGCGCGUCUACAUUGUCCAAGUCUCGGCCUCGCCUUCGGGCCUGCUGCGCCUCGCCCACUUUGUCUCGGUCACCCCACACCCGCUGCUUGUCACCUCGCUCGCCUUUUCGUCCAACAACUCUCACGUGCUCACGGUCUCUGUUGAUCGCACGCUCGUCGCCACACGCAUCACCGGCUCCUCCCGCUCGCUCUUCCUCGUCAUCGCCCUCUUCCUCGCCACCGCCGCUCUCUACUACUACUUUGUCCUCGCCUGA